Molecule: messenger RNA, 2696 nt
Organism: Alnus glutinosa
Lineage: Eukaryota; Viridiplantae; Streptophyta; Magnoliopsida; Fagales; Betulaceae
Product: aluminum-activated malate transporter 4
Exons: 7
Coding region: 267-1970 (567 amino acids)
Biological process (GO): malate transport
Cellular component (GO): plant-type vacuole membrane
Source: RefSeq, a predicted model, not a curated record
AACCUGGAAAUCACGAUUCACAACGCAAUCUGACCCCGCUCCUACCAGACGACCAGUCCUGACUCCUGAGUCCUGACUCCAAACUCGCUCUCCGCGGUUCCCAGUUUCUCAAGCCCCACCCAACCGCACACCCAACGACCUUUCAAAAAUUCCGACUCUGAACGAACCAAACGGCACCGUUUCUUCUCCCUCCCUCUCUCACAUCAAAUAUCAACUCUUUAACCAGAAAGCAACGUGUCUAUUCGAUAGUUUCCUAUUCUAAAGGAAUGGCAGCGAAAAUCGGGUCGCUUCGGCACAGUUUCGCCGAGAGGAGCAAGGAGAGGCUGCUCUUUCGGAAGGGCUACUCCGAGUUGGGCCUGAACAGCUCGGACGGCGGCGACGACGGAGUCAAAUGCCGGUGCUUCCGUAUAUUUUCCGACGGAAUCGCCAGCUUCUGGUACGGCCUGCGAGAGACUUCGGCCAAGCUGUACGAGAUGGGCCGGUCCGAUCAUCGCAAGGUCUUAUUCGCCGUGAAGAUGGGGCUCGCCUUGGCCAUCGUGUCACUCGUCAUCUUCUUUAAAGAGCCGCUCCAGGAGGUCAGCCAGUACUCCGUCUGGGCAAUUCUCACCGUCAUCGUGGUCUUCGAGUUCAGCGUAGGGGCUACACUUAACAAAGGGUUCAACCGUGCUUUGGGGACAUUUUCUGCCGGAGGGCUUGCUCUGGGCAUUGCAGAAAUUUCUACGAGGGCUGGGGAUUUUGAGGAAGUUAUUAUAGUAAUUAGUAUUUUCAUUGCAGGAUUUUCUGCAAGUUAUGCCAAACUGCAUCCAACAAUGAAGUCCUAUGAAUAUGGGUUCCGGGUCUUCUUGCUGACAUACUGUAUUGUACUGGUCUCUGGGAGUAGUUCAUUUUUCCAAACAGCUUUAUAUCGGUUAAUACUUAUUGGGAUCGGUGCUGGUAUAGGCUUGGUUAUAAACAUAUGUCUAUACCCCAUCUGGUCAGGGGAGGAUCUGCACAAAUUGGUGGUGAAAAAUUUCGAGGGUGUUGCUUCUUCUUUGGAAGGCUGUGUUAGUGGAUACUUGCAAUGCAUUGAAUAUGAGAGGAUCCCCUCUAAAAUUCUUACAUACGAAGCUUAUGAUGACCCAAUGUAUAGUGGCUAUAGAUCCGCUGUACAAUCUUCAAGCCAAGAGGAAUCUCUGUUAGCCUUUGCAAUAUGGGAACCGCCUCAUGGCCCUUAUAGAACUUUUAAUUAUCCUUGGAGAAGCUACGUCAAAUUAAGUGGUGCACUGAGGCAUUGUGCUUUCAUGGUAAUGGCAAUGCAUGGAUGCAUACUUUCAGAAAUACAGGCACCACCAGAAAAGAGACUCGUUUUCAGUAGUGAACUUCAGAGGGUUUGUACUGAAGGAGCUAAAGUUUUACGUGAGGUUGGAAGCAAAGUAGAAAAGAUGGAAAAACUAAGCCCCAAAGACAUACUGCUUGAAGUGCAUGAAGCAGCAGAAGAGUUGCAAUCGAAGAUUGACCAAAAAUCAUACCUUCUGGUCAAUUCAGAGAGCUGGGAAGGUGUAAGGCAGGCUAAGGAAUUUGACGAUCCUCAGAACUUCAUCGAUGUCAAAGACAAUGAAAAUAAAGGAUUGGUAAUCAAUUCCCUCAGUGAAACGUUGGAUGUUCAGAAUCCAAACAUGAGUGUAGAACCCUCCAUUCCGCAUUGGAUAUCCUCUGAAAGUGUGCUUAAGAAACCAGUGUCAUGGCCACGUCUUCUCUCAUUUGCUGGGGAUGACAUCCUUGCCGAAGAAUCAAAAGUAUAUGAAAGUGCCAGUUCCUUGUCCUUAGCAACUUUUUCAUCACUUCUGAUUGAGUUUGUUGCCAGGCUUCAAAAUCUUGUUGAUGAGUUUCAAGAGCUUAGUGAGAUAGCAAAUUUUAAGGAACCCAUUGACCCACCGGAGGCCAAAGAGAAGGUUGGGUUUUGGACCAGACUGUUUUGGUGCUUCCAUUGACUUCCUUGUUCAGUUGCUUCAUCUUCCUACUUUUUAUACAGUUUUUGGGAAUUCAUUAUUGGUUACUGCUUGGUUGACUUUGUCCUCCUAAAUGUAAGGAAGGCAGUAAAUUUUCUCACCUAAAAUUGUAAUUCUAGCCACUGAAGACGUCCUGAACUGAUGACACAGCUCCUCCAAGGAUUCGUUUGAUCUUAUUCUGAUGGAAUGGAAGCCAAGCCGGGGAAAUCUCCAGUUAUGGGCCUUUUCUCUGAUGCCAAUAUUUUAUUAGUGGAAAUGAAAUCAAACUUAAAGAGGAUUAGAGAUUUCCGCGGAUGUUGUUCUUUAUAUUUUAUUAACAUAGUUUUUGGUUUAUAAUCUUUACAGAAGAUGGCUCACAAAACACGCACACAAACGGAUUACGCCACGACGGCCUUUACCAUGUCUCUUUCUUAUGUUUUAUUGGUGGAUUUGGCAUCAAGUGAAAUCUUAACAAUAUUUGGCUGUAAAUGCUGUUUGGAGUCAGAGGGGAAGGUAUAGAGGUCGUGAUCACAGUACUUCAGGUUAUCUUAAAUGAUGUAUGUUCUCACUUAUAGGGUCUUUUAAGCCGGAUAAUCCAUCCGGGGUCUAUCAAGGCCCUUUUGAAAGGAAAUCUAGAGUUUCUCAUUAGAAGACAAAAGGACUAGUUCGGAAAUGUUUUGAUGGGAUGUAAAGGUGAAAUUAUUUUUGUAUUUUAAUUAGUGUUCUGUA